Tachysurus vachellii is the source of this 770-nucleotide messenger RNA. It is a transcript of the gene ccdc24, whose product is annotated as coiled-coil domain containing 24. The transcript has 7 exons. Bases 129 to 770 code for a protein of 213 amino acids. NCBI's taxonomy places the organism in Eukaryota, Metazoa, Chordata, Actinopteri, Siluriformes, Bagridae. The record is from RefSeq and is a predicted model, not a curated record.
CGGAGAGGGAAUUGGCUAAAAGUCAAGCUAACUAAAGCAGGUAUUUAAUAGUGUUACUACAAAUACAGAAAACAAAGUUUUAACCAGUGGGAACAUAAUAGUGUUAAAUAAAUGAUGCCGGUGGCUUAAUGGAACCUUUCCAGCGGCAGCAGAGUGUAUGGAGCCUGAUAAAGGAGUUUGUGCCAGAGUCCGAGCUUCCUGAGAUAAGGGCUAUAAUCGGGGAUGCACUCAUAGACAUGUACAAAGAAACCUACUGUGAGGUUCAGAUGUGGGAGCAGAUGUGGCAUGAGGUGCAUGAUGGGAAAUCCCAGAUGCCCCAUUUCUCUCUUGCUGACCCUCCAGCUAUUAAAGAGCUGCUGCGAUCAGAGCUCCAGCUGCUGCUGCUUACUUUGAGACAGGGAGCCACAACACUGGGCAGAGAUGGAGCUGAAGUCAUGUCCCGGUACAGUCCCCGAGUGGUGAACUAUGCCCUCAGUACAGACAGACAGCAAAGUCCAGACAGCAUUGGAUGUACAACACCAACAAGUAGACCUGAGUCCAGCAGGUCAAGCUCAAGGCUUUCGUCUCACUCCAGCAUUGAAGAAGAAAUACAAGCUCUGUGGCACAAACUGAACAUCACCCAUAUAAACGAAGUUGUGUCCCAUCUACGGUCAGUUCUUACGGCAGAGUGUGAAGUGCUGAAAAAUGAUGUUCUGUUGCUGCAGGAGAGCGUGGAGCUGGAAUAUCUGAAGCAAAGUGGCUUCAUGGAGCCCAGUCUUACAGGUCAGUAG